AUUACGGAUCUAUUUGAUGACUACACAGUUAUAACUGAUUGCUGAUGAAAUCUUCUGUUACGAUGUAUGUAUGGAAAUUGAAGAAGGACAGAAUGCAUGGCAGUUUAUAAACACUGAGGCAAUCAUGACCGUAAUAAAAUAUAUCUUGCUCUUAACAGAGAUUUUAUUGCUUAUACUGAAAUUUUUAUAUUAUAUUUUCCACGAUAUAUACACAUUAAUAAGACCAAUAAAGAAAAAGAGCGUAGCUAAUGAAAUCGUUUUGAUAACGGGCGCAGGUCAUGGUAUCGGAAAGGAAUUAGCGAUUGGUUAUGCUUCGUUAGGAGCAACAGUAGUAU
Molecule: messenger RNA, 335 nt
Organism: Atta colombica
Lineage: Eukaryota; Metazoa; Arthropoda; Insecta; Hymenoptera; Formicidae
Product: short-chain dehydrogenase/reductase family 16C member 6-like
Exons: 3
Cellular component (GO): lipid droplet
Molecular function (GO): oxidoreductase activity, acting on the CH-OH group of donors, NAD or NADP as acceptor
Source: RefSeq, a predicted model, not a curated record